AUGGCGGACGCGAGCUGCAGCCUUCUGGAUGAGGAGAACGACGUGCAGCGGCCGGAGCAGCAGGGCGUGCUGUGCGCGCUGCAGCGCGACGCGUCGUGGAAGUGCCUGGCGCUGACGCUGCUCAUCUGCGGCUGCCUGGGCGCCGUCACGUGGUGCCGCCUCGCCGAGGUCACCAAGGUGAUCAUCAACUUCUCGCUGUACCCCAUCACGCGCACGCGCCAGAUGUCGCCGUGCGAGGACGGCUACCUGUACGUGCCGGUGGCCUUCCUGGCGCUGCUCUACCUGGUCUACCUGGUCGAGUGCUGGCACUGCACCGCGCGCCUCGACCUGCAGGGCCCGCGCGCCGAGGCGGCGCAGGUGCUCGAGCGGGUGCGGCUCAUGAAGGAGGCCCAGCCCGUCGUCUGGUGGAAGGCGGUGUGCUACCACUACGUGCGCCGCAAGCGGCAGGUGACGCGCUACCGGCACGGCGACGCCUUCACGUCGACGCAGGUCUACUACGAGCGCGUCAACUCGCACGCGGCGGGCGCCUGCUUCUCCUACAGCUACUGCGGCGUCCGCGACAUCUCGCGGGAGCUCAAGCUGGACGCCGACUGCCCGCUCACCAAGAUACGCUUCAGCAAGGGCUUCGCUUUCGCCAAUGUGGAGGCGGCGGCCGAGUUCGAGGAGCAGCGGGCGCGCUUCUUCGGCGAGUACGAGCGCGUCGACGACUACCUGGAGAUGCGGGAGGGGCUCGACGUGGCGCACUUCCGCGACGAGCAGCUGACGGUGGCGCCCGGCGUCGGCGCCUCCCUCUACAGCCCCACCGUCUUCUGGGUGUGCUCGCUGCUGCUGCUGUCCUGGCCGCUGCGCCUGCUGCUGCAGUGCCGCACCGCCUACCUCCACUACCAGCGACAGGUUCUGGACCUGCGGCCGCGAACGUCUGGAGGCCCGCUCGGCCCCCGUGGUGCGGACCGCCUCCUCCGGCGCCUCGGCUCUGCCGCUGCCACUGCCGCCACUUGCCGCGAGUUCCCGCUGCCCCGAUUAAUGACGCAAUAA
Molecule: messenger RNA, 1035 nt
Organism: Schistocerca serialis cubense
Lineage: Eukaryota; Metazoa; Arthropoda; Insecta; Orthoptera; Acrididae
Product: transmembrane protein 151B-like
Exons: 6
Coding region: 1-1035 (344 amino acids)
Source: RefSeq, a predicted model, not a curated record